Molecule: messenger RNA, 2549 nt
Organism: Octodon degus (degu)
Lineage: Eukaryota; Metazoa; Chordata; Mammalia; Rodentia; Octodontidae
Gene: Papola
Product: poly(A) polymerase alpha
Exons: 22
Coding region: 333-2393 (686 amino acids)
Cellular component (GO): nucleus
Molecular function (GO): RNA binding; poly(A) RNA polymerase activity
Source: RefSeq, a predicted model, not a curated record
UAGCGCACGGGCGCCAUGUUAGGACGAAGGGGAAGGAAGAGAAGCGCUUAAAGCGGCGGGAGCGGGCGCGGGAGUGGGGUUGGACCCACGGCUGAGGCAGGCUCCCCCUCCCUCCCGCCUCAGUGGAUCAUGCCCAGGGCGGCAGCGGUGGCGGCGGCAGCGGUUGCGGGGGGGAAGUGAUUAGGCGGUGCCGGCGCAGGAGACGAUGCCGUUUAAAAGAGUCUCUAAGAAGUGAUACAACACACUUGAUGAGACAGUCGUGUGUACCACCUGUGGUUCAAGUGUGAGAAUAGUGCUUAAAUUUGAAUGACAGCCACCUGGCUGUGAGGCAGAUGAAUUACAGCACCCAUUAUAACAUUCCAGUUACAACACAGGGAUCACAACAGACGCAGCCACCGCAGAAGCACUAUGGCAUCACCUCGCCUAUCAGUUUAGCAGCCCCUAAGGAGACCGACUGGGUGCUGACACAGAAACUCAUCGAGACUCUGAAGCCCUUCGGGGUUUUUGAAGAGGAAGAAGAACUGCAGCGCAGGAUUUUAAUUUUGGGAAAAUUAAAUAACCUGGUGAAAGAAUGGAUACGAGAAAUCAGUGAAAGCAAGAAUCUUCCACAGUCUGUAAUUGAAAAUGUUGGAGGAAAAAUUUUUACAUUUGGAUCUUACAGAUUAGGAGUACAUACAAAAGGUGCCGAUAUUGAUGCAUUGUGUGUUGCACCGAGACAUGUUGAUCGAAGUGACUUUUUCACGUCAUUCUAUGAUAAAUUGAAAUUACAAGAAGAAGUAAAAGAUUUAAGAGCUGUUGAAGAGGCAUUUGUACCAGUCAUCAAACUCUGUUUUGAUGGGAUAGAGAUUGAUAUUUUGUUUGCAAGAUUAGCAUUGCAGACUAUUCCAGAAGAUUUGGACCUACGAGAUGACAGUCUGCUUAAAAAUUUAGAUAUAAGGUGCAUAAGAAGUCUUAAUGGUAUGCCUGUGCUCAUGCCAAUAGUCUUAUCAAGUGCUACAAUCUUUUUGAACAGGGAAUGGCCAAAUCCAGUGCUUUUGAAACAGCCUGAAGAAUGCAAUCUUAAUUUGCCUGUGUGGGACCCAAGGGUAAACCCCAGUGAUAGGUACCAUCUUAUGCCUAUAAUUACACCAGCAUACCCACAACAGAACUCCACGUACAAUGUGUCCGUUUCAACACGGAUGGUCAUGGUUGAGGAGUUUAAACAAGGUCUUGCUAUCACAGAUGAAAUUUUGCUGAGUAAGGCAGAGUGGUCCAAACUUUUUGAAGCUCCAAACUUCUUUCAAAAGUACAAGCAUUAUAUAGUACUUCUAGCAAGUGCACCAACAGAAAAACAACGUCUAGAAUGGGUGGGCUUGGUGGAAUCAAAAAUCCGAAUCCUGGUUGGAAGCUUGGAGAAGAACGAAUUCAUUACAUUGGCUCAUGUGAAUCCUCAGUCAUUCCCAGCACCCAAGGAAAAUCCUGACAAGGAAGAAUUUCGUACAAUGUGGGUGAUUGGGUUAGUGUUUAAAAAAACAGAAAAUUCUGAAAAUCUCAGUGUUGAUCUCACCUAUGAUAUUCAGUCUUUCACAGAUACAGUUUAUAGGCAAGCAAUAAACAGCAAGAUGUUUGAGGUGGAUAUGAAAAUUGCUGCAAUGCAUGUAAAAAGAAAGCAACUCCAUCAACUACUACCUAAUCAUGUGCUUCAGAAAAAGAAAAAGCACUCAACAGAAGGAGUGAAAUUAACAGCUCUGAAUGACAGCAGCCUUGACUUGUCUAUGGACAGUGACAACAGCAUGUCUGUGCCUUCCCCCACCAGUGCUACGAAGACCAGUCCAUUGAACAGCUCUGGCAGCUCUCAGGGCAGAAACAGUCCUGCUCCAGCUGUGACGGCAGCAUCUGUGACCAACAUCCAGGCUCCUGAAGUCUCUGUGCCACAAACAAAUUCCAGUGACCGCUCAGGGGGUACAUCGAGUGAAAGCAUUCCUCAAACUGCCACACAGCCAGCCAUUUCGCCACCACCAAAGCCUACAAUCUCUAGAAUGACUUCCUCAACGCGUCUGGUAAACCCACCGCCUAGAACUUCAGGAAAUACAGCAACAAAAAUACCUAACCCUAUAGUAGGAGUCAAGAGAACGUCCUCACCUCAUAAAGAAGAAAGUCCCAAGAAACUCAAAACAGAAGAGGAUGAAACAAGUGAAGAUGCUCACUGUGUUGCUUUGAGUGGACAUAAGACAGAAGCAAAGGAGCAACUUGAUACAGAAACAAGUACAGCUCAAUCAGAACCUACUCAGACAGCGACUUCUUUGUUGGCCUCUCAGAAAACAUCCAGUACAGACCUUUCUGAUAUCCCUGCUCUCCCUGCAAAUCCUAUUCCUGUUAUCAAGAAUUCAAUAAAACUGAGAUUGAAUCGGUAAAAACAACCUCAGGGGUCCAUAAACAAUAUCUGCCAACUCAACCUGUUGUCUUCAAAUGCUAAAAAAGGAGAAUGGAGGGUACAAGACUGAAAAUGGAUUAGGUUUUUUUUGGUGACCUCCCUCACUGGGCUAAUCAGCACUUGAUCGGAAGUCCAG